UGGAAAGUCCCGUCCUGUGCCUGGGAAGCAGGAAGGGAUCAGAGGUGCAGCUAGCCUGACUCUAAGCCAGCCGUCCCACCCCGGGAGCGAGUUUCGGCACCAUGACUGUGGGGGCCAGGCUGGGUGGGAGGGUGAAAGCCAAGUUCUCCUCCUCGGGGCCUGGUGAGGACAAGAUCUCCAUCCUGGAGAGGCAACAGCAGGAGGAGGAGAGCCUGGGAGCCCCGGGCAGCCAGGCAGAGGAGACCUGCCGCUCCAAGAAAGUGCGCUUCGCCUUCCUCCCGGACAACUACGAGCCGCUGCGGCAGGAGGGCUCGGCAGGCAGGAGCAAGUGCAAGAGGAAGCUGAGGAAGUACAGCAAGAAUGUUGGCAAAGCUCUCCAGAAAGGAUGUCGCUACUUGGUGAUUGGCCUGCAAGGAUUAGCAACUGCAUAUGCAGCACCCUUUGGAGUAGCAGCAUCAGUAGCCUCCUUGGUCCGCUAGAGUGGCUCUGCCUGUCUCAUAAAGGAAGAAAAAAUGAGCUUUCAUAGAGGAGUACGGUGAUUUGUACUUUCCUAGCAGUAGAUCUGCUGCUGUGACCUGCAUCUGAAAAUUCUUUUCAACAACAACAACAAAGGAAGAUGCUGACGUGACAGAGUAUUCUAUUCUGGAACAAUCGCAUUUCUCCAGUGCCUUUCAUGCAAACAUCUUAAGUGCUUUUCAGCUAUUAAAAUCAGAUCCAGUGAAAGAAUGUGCAAGCCCAAGGAAAUAAUCAUAAAUUAAUUGAGCCAAAGUUUGUAAUUCUAAAUGACUUAAUUUACUCAAGCCUGAUGCUAUGUGUGAAAAGGAGCAAAGGGGAAGGGAAAGCAAGUAGAAGAGGGAGAGAGGUCUGAGUGGAAAAACAGGAAGGGGAAUAAGGCGCGAGAAGUAGUGGAGAUUUGAUGCUGGUUAUGAGGAGGAAAAGUCAAAAUAAUGUAAGGAAAUGGAGAUAGUAAAGGUAUCAGGAAAAGGUAGCCUCACAGCCUUUGAUUUGCUUGUGUAUUUUAAUGCUUUGUUAGUGACAGCUACAAUCAAUAUGUUCAGAUACUAUAUGUCUCAGGUCUGAGACAUGGUAGGCUUUACUACCUCAGUAUUGCCAAUUCUAGACAUUGAGAAAUCAUGUCUUGGGCCCUGCAAAAUCACGAGAUUUGCUUAAAAAUCACAAGAUUUUAAGAAAAAAUAUAUAUAUUGUUUGCUUUCUGAUUUUUGAGCCUUUAGGGU
Messenger RNA from Terrapene triunguis (Three-toed box turtle), 1235 nucleotides. RefSeq names its product chromosome unknown C1orf115 homolog (gene CUNH1orf115). NCBI's taxonomy places the organism in Eukaryota, Metazoa, Chordata, Testudines, Emydidae. The record is from RefSeq and is a predicted model, not a curated record. The transcript is spliced from 2 exons. Bases 102 to 479 code for a protein of 125 amino acids.